UAUCAUCAAUGCUUUCCCCUUUCCAUUGUAUCAUUUCAGGUGUAUAUCAAAGUUAUAGACACAAAUAAUCACAGGCCACAGUUUUCUGCUUCAAAAUAUGAAGUUGUUAUACCCGAAGACACCAUGCCAGAGACAGAAAUUCUGCAAGUCAGUGCCACAGACAGAGAUGAGAAGAAUAAACUGAUUUAUACUAUGCAGGGCAGCACUGAUCCCAUCAGUCUUAAAAAAUUUCGUCUGGACCCUGGAACUGGCUCUCUUUAUACUUCAGAAAAACUGGAUCAUGAGACCAUGAACCAGCAUAUUCUUACAGUAAUGGUUCGAGAUCAAGAUGUCCCUGUAAAGCGCAACUAUGCUAGAAUCAUCAUUAAUGUUAGUGACACAAAUGAUCACGCCCCAUGGUUCACCAGCUCUUCCUAUGAAGGACGGGUGUACGAGUCAGCAGCUGUUGGAUCAGCAGUACUCCAGGUUACAGCAUUAGAUAAGGACAAAGGAAAAAAUGCAGAAAUUGUGUACUCUAUUGAAUCAGGGAAUAUUGGAAAUUCCUUCUCUUUAGAUCCCAUUUUGGGUAUGAUUAAAACUGCAAAGGAAUUAGAUCGUAGUAACCAGGAAGAAUACAACCUGAUGGUAAAAGCUACGGACAAAGGAGAUCCUCCAAUGAGUGAAGUGACCUCUGUGCAUAUAUUUGUCACUGUUUCUGAUAAUGCCUCACCAAAAUUCACAGCCAAAGAAUAUUCUGCAGAAAUCAGUGAAAGUGCCAGUGUUGGUAGUUUUGUUGGAAUGGUUACAGCAUACAGUCAGUCUUCUGUUGUCUAUGAAAUAAAAGAUGGCAAUAUAGGUGAUGCCUUUGCUAUCAAUCCAAACUCAGGUGUCAUUGUUUCUCAGAAGGUACUUGAUUUUGAAACUUUGCCUGUUUACACUCUAACUGUGCAAGGAACAAACAUGGCUGGCUUGUCCACUAAUACAACAGUUUUGGUACAUCUUCGGGAUGAGAAUGACAAUACACCAGUUUUUAUGCAGGCUGAAUAUGCAGGACUCAUCAGUGAAUCAGCUUCAAUUAACAGUGUGGUUCUGACUGACAAGAAUAUCCCAUUAGUAAUCCGAGCUACAGAUGCUGAUAAAGAAUCUAAUGCUUUGCUUGUUUAUCAAAUUGUUGAACCAUCUGUCCACAAGUAUUUUGCCAUUGAUUCUAGCACUGGUGCCAUUUGGACAGUAAUGAGUCUGGACUAUGAGGAGACAAAUAUUUUCCACUUUUCAGUUCAAGUACAUGAUAUGGGGAUACCUCAUUUAUAUGCUGAAUAUGCAGCUAAUGUUACUAUUUAUGUAAUUGACAUCAAUGACUGUCCUCCUGUGUUUUCAAGAGAACUGUACGAGACAUCUAUUUUGGUUCCAACCUAUAAAGGUGUGGAAGUCAUCAGCAUAAAUGCCACUGAUGCUGAUUCAGGCAUUUUUUCACAAUUAAUUUAUACCAUUAUUGAAGGCAACAUUGGAGAAAAAUUUUCAAUAAACCCUAAGACUGGAGAUAUAACAGUGCAAAAUACAACUCAGUUAAGAAGCAGGUAUGAAUUAACAGUGAGAGCAUCUGAUGGCAGAUUUGCAAGCACUGCAUCUGUAAAAGUUAAUGUGAAAGAAAGCAAGGCAAGCCAGCUGAAGUUCACACAGAGUUCUUACUCUGCAACAGUGCAGGAGAAUUCCACCGAGGCAAAAACAAUAGCUGUUGUUACUGCUAUAGGAAAUCAAAUAAAUGAGCCUUUGUUUUACCAUAUUCUAAAUCCAGACAGCAGAUUUAAAAUAAGCCCAACUUCUGGAGUCCUUUCAACAACAGGAAUACCAUUUGAUCGUGAACAGCAAGAAUCUUUUGAUGUGGUCGUAGAAGUGACAGAGGAAUAUAGACCAUCAGUUGUUGCACACAUUGUAGUUAAAGUCACAGUGGAAGAUGUAAAUGAUAAUGCUCCAUUUUUUGUCAGUCUUCCGUAUUAUGCUGUUGUUAAAGUAGACUCUGAAGUAGGCCAUGUUAUUCAGCAUGUCACUGCAGUAGAUAAAGAUACAGGCAGAAAUGGGGAGGUGCAUUAUUAUCUCAAAGAACAUCAUGAACAUUUCCAAAUUGAUCCCACUGGUGAAAUCUCCCUGAAGAAAAAGUUUGAACCAGAUACAUUGAACAAGGAGUAUCUGGUCACAGUAGUGGCAAAAGAUGGAGGAGACCCUGCGUUUUCUGCUGAAGUUACAGUCCCAAUUACAGUUAUGAGUAAAGCUAUGCCAGUUUUCGAAAAGCCUUUCUACAGUGCAGAGAUACCAGAAAACAUUCAGCUCCACAGUCCUGUGGUACAUGUACAAGCAAACAGCCCAGAAGGACUUAAGGUGUUUUACAGCAUUACAGGUGGAGAUCCUUUCAAUCAGUUCACUAUAAACUUCAACACUGGAGUUAUAAAUGUCAUUGCCCUUCUUGACUUCGAGUCUCAUCCAGCCUACAAACUGAGUAUUCGAGCAACAGACUCCCUAACAGGGGCACACGCUGAUGUGUUUGUAGACAUAAUAGUGGAAGACAUCAAUGAUAAUCCUCCUGUGUUUACAGAGCAGGCUUACACUGCAACCCUUUCUGAGGCCUCUGUCAUUGGAACAUCUGUUGUACAAGUGAGUGCCACAGAUGCUGAUUCUGGAACAAACAGGGGGAUUUCCUAUCACUUGGUUGAGGAUAAUGGUGAAAGUCAUGACUACUUCUAUAUAGAUAGCAGCACCGGACUCAUUCUUACAGCAAGAACCUUGGACUAUGAACAAAUUAAACAACACAAGUUACUAAUAAGGGCCAUAGAUGGUGGCAUGCUGCCCUUGAGCAGUGAUACCAUUGUAACUGUUGAUGUAACCGAUCUCAAUGAUAACCCCCCUGUUUUUAACCAAUUGCUUUAUGAAGCUAAAAUUAGUGAACUGGCUCCCCGAGGGCAUUUUGUGACAUGUGUGCAAGCAUCAGAUGCAGAUAGUUCAGAUGCUGACAAGCUGGAGUACUCUCUUCUGACAGGCAAUGACCAGAAGAAUUUUGUAAUUAAUAGUAAAACUGGUAUUAUCACCAUAUCAAACCUACGCAGACAGAUGCUAAAGUCACAUUAUAAUCUUAAUGUGUCUGUUUCUGAUGGGGUCUUCAGAAGCUCAGCCCAAGUCUAUGUAACUGUAACCAGUGCCAAUAUGCACAGUCCUGUUUUCAGCCAGAAUGAGUAUGAGGUUGAACUAGCUGAAAAUGCUCCGCUGCAUACUUCAGUGACUGAAGUUAAAGCAACUGAUGAAGAUUCUGGUACAUAUGGCCACAUCACUUACCACAUUGUGAAUGACUUUGCCAAAGACAGAUUUUAUACAAAUGAGAGAGGGCAGAUAUUUACCUCCAAAAAGCUUGACCGUGAAACACAAGCAGAAAAAGUAAUUGCCAUUAGUUUAAUGGCCAAAGAUUCAGGAGGAAAAGUUGCUUUCUGUACUAUUAAUGUAAUACUUACAGAUGUCAAUGAUAACACUCCUCAAUUCAGAGCAACAGAGUAUGAAGUAAAUAUUGGAUCUGAUGUUCCACGUGGUACUUCUGUCAUUAAAGUCUGGGCAUCCGAUGCUGAUGAGGGUACAAAUGCAGACAUCACAUAUGCUAUUGAAGCAGAGUCUGAAAAUGUUAAAGAGAAUUUAGAAAUUGACUCAUUGUCUGGCAUAAUUACUACAAAAGAAAGCUUAAUUGGUUUAGAAAAUGAGUUUCUGACCUUCUUUGUUAGAGCAGUUGAUGGUGGAUCCCCCAAAAAAGAAUCAGUUGUUCCUGUCUAUGCUAGAAUACUCCCACCAGAAGUGCCUCUUCCAAAAUUUUCAGAGCCGUUUUAUUCUUACACAGUUUCUGAGGACAUUCCAAUUGGAACUGAGAUAGAUGUUAUCAAAGCAGAGCAUAAUCAGACUUUAGUAUAUAGUCUGAUUAAAGGGAACACUCCUGAAAGCAAUAGAGAUGCUUUUUUUGUGAUUGACCGACAGACUGGAGAGUUGAAACUUGACAAAAAUCUUGAUCAUGAAACAACUAAAUGGUACCAGUUCUCAGUUCAAGCACAGUAUGUAAAUGAAGAUUAUAACAUUGUUUCCUCAGUAGAGGUAAGCAUUCAGGUAAAAGAUGCAAAUGAUAACAGACCGAUUUUGGAGUCCAAUCCUUAUGAAGCAUUCAUUGUAGAAAACAUGCCAGCUGGAACAAAAGUCAUCCAGGUUAAAGGAACAGACUUGGAUUCAGGACUGAAUGGGCAGGUUACUUACAGCUUGGAUCCUUCUCAAGAACUAGACGUUGUAGAGUCUUUUGCUAUAAACAUGGAAACUGGCUGGAUUACCACUCUAAAAGAACUUGAUCAUGAGAAACGAGACAAAUACAAAGUCAUAGUGGUUGCAUCUGAUCGGGGUGAAAAAGUUCAACUGUCUUCUAUGGCUGUGGUUGAAGUUACUGUUACAGAUGUGAAUGACAAUCCACCACGCUUUACUGCAGAGAUAUAUAAAGGAACAGUCAGUGAGGAUGACCCUCCUGAUGGGGUAAUUGCCAUCUUGAGUACAACUGAUGCUGAUACAGAAGAAGCCAAUAGACAAGUCUUCUAUUACAUUACAGGAGGUGAUCCCUUGGGACAGUUUGCUAUUGAAAAUGUACAGAAUGAAUGGAAGGUCUAUGUCAAAAAACCUUUGGACAGGGAAGAAAAGGAUAGUUACCUUCUAAAUAUUACAGCUACCGAUGGGACCUUUGCAACUAGAGCUGUGGUGGAGGUUAAAGUCCUUGAUGCUAAUGAUAAUAGCCCUGUUUGUGAAAAGGCUUUAUACACUGACUCUGUUCCUGAAGAUUCACUUCCUGGCAAACUGAUAAUGCAGGUAUCUGCUACAGACGCAGAUAUUCGUUCCAAUGCAGAAAUUACUUACACACUGCAUGGCACAGGAGCAGAAAAAUUCAGACUCACUCCAGACACAGGUGAACUGAAAACAUUAAUGCCACUUGAUCGUGAGCAGCAAGCGGUUUAUUAUCUUCUAGUGAAAGCCACAGAUGGAGGAGGAAGAUUCUGCCAAGCUGAUAUUAUUCUGACUCUGGAAGAUGUGAAUGAUAACGCCCCAGAGUUCACAGCUGAUCCUUACUCCAUUACAGUAUUUGAAAACACAGAGCCUAAAACCCUUUUGACAAGAGUCCAGGCAACAGAUGCAGAUGCAGGGAUGAACCGUAAAAUCCAUUAUUCACUGAUGAACUCUGCAGAGGGCCAGUUCUCUAUCGAUGAAUUCUCUGGAAUCAUUCAUUUGGAGAAGCCAUUGGAUCGUGAAUUACAAGCUGUGUACACCCUAACUUUGAAGGCUACAGAUGAAGGUUUACCUAGAAGACUGUCUUCAACAAGUAGUCUUAUAGUUUCUGUUUUGGAUAUAAAUGAUAAUCCGCCUGUAUUUGAGCAUAGGGAGUAUAGUGCAAGUGUAUCAGAGGAUGUUUUGGUUGGAACUGAAGUUCUCCAGAUCUAUGCUGCAAGCAGGGACAUUGAAGCCAAUGCUGAAAUCACAUACUCAAUAGUCAGUGGCAAUGAACAUGGAAAAUUCAGCAUCGAUUCAGCAACAGGAGCCAUUUUUGUCAUUGAGAGCUUGGAUUAUGAAAGUUCUCAUGAGUACUACUUGACAGUGGAAGCCACAGAUGGAGGCACACCUUCAUUAAGUGAUGUUGUAACAGUGAAUAUUAAUGUAACAGAUAUCAAUGACAAUACUCCAGUGUUUAGCCAAGACACUUACACUGCAGUAAUAAGUGAAGAUGCUAUGCUUGAACAAUCAGUCAUUACAGUUAUGGCAGAUGAUGCCGAUGGACCUUCAAACAACCGCAUUCACUACGCAAUUAUAGAUGGCAAUCAGGGAAAUCCUUUUACAAUUGACCCCACAAGGGGUGAAAUAAAAGUGACUAAACUUCUAGACAGAGAAAAGAUCUCGGGAUAUACCUUGACAGUUCAAGCUUCAGAUAACGGAAACCCACCAAGACUUAACACAACUGCAGUUAAUAUUGAUGUUUCUGAUGUAAAUGACAAUCCUCCAGUAUUCUCAAAAGGAAACUAUAGUGUUAUCAUCCAGGAAAAUAAGCCUGUUGGAUUUAGUGUGCUGCAGCUAGUGGUGACAGACAAGGAUUCUUCUCACAAUGGCCCUCCAUUUCUCUUUACCAUCCUGAGUGGAAAUGAAGAGAACACUUUUCAGAUAACCCAGCAGGGAGUACUGACAACAGCUGCUGCACUGAAUCGCAGAGUGAGAGAUCACUAUUUACUCCAUGUUAAGGUGGCAGAUAAUGGAAAACCACCGUUGUCAUCUUUGACCUACAUUGAUAUUAGAGUUAUUGAGGAAAGCAUUUAUUCUCCAGCAAUUCUGCCUCUAGAAAUCUUUAUCACAGCCUUUGGAGAAGAAUAUUCGGGUGGUGUUAUUGGAAAAAUUCAUGCAACUGAUCAAGAUGUUUAUGAUACUCUGACAUACAGUCUGGACCCCAAAAUGGAAUCCUUGUUCUCCGUUUCCAGUACCGGUGGCAAACUAAUAGCACAUAAAAGCUUAGACAUAGGACAGUACCUCCUAAAUGUCACUGUUACAGAUGGAAAAUUUACAACUGCAGCUGAUAUUACUGUGCACAUCAGACAAAUCACACAAGAUUUACUAAAUCACAGCAUUGCAAUACGCUUUGCAAACCUUGCCCCUGAAGAGUUCAUUGGUGAUUACUGGCGCAAUUUCCAGAGAGCGUUAAGAAACAUCUUGGGUGUGAGGAGAAAUGAUAUCCAGAUUGUUAGUUUGCAGCCCUCUGAUCCUCCUUCAAAUCUUGAUGUCCUCCUGAAUAUUGAAAAGUCUGGUAGCUCUCAGCAUCCAAUGAGAAUUUUACUCCACAAGAUAAACUCUUCUGUGCCUGACCUAGAGGAGAUUUUGGGUGUCCGGAUAAUUGAUGUUUUCCAUAAGCUUUGUGCAGGCCUAGACUGUCCUUUGAAAUUUUGUGAAGAAAAGGUAACAGUGGAUGAGAACAUCAUGUCAACCCACAGCACAGCCAGGUUGAGUUUUGUCACUCCCCGUCAUCACAGAACAGCAGUUUGUCUUUGUAAAGAAGGAAAAUGCCCCUUGGUGAAUAGUGUGUGUGAAGAAAAUCCAUGCCCUGAAGGUACUGAAUGUUUAGGAGAUCCAGAGGAAGGAAGAUACACUUGUGUUUGCCAAGACAGCAAACUUGGACAGUGUCCUGCCGGCUCUGCUGUGACAUUUACUGGGAGCAGCUAUGUGAAAUACCGUCUCAUGGAAAAUGAGAACAAAGAGGAAAUGAAACUGACGAUGAGACUUAGGACUUACUCUGCUCAUGCGGUUGUUAUGUAUGCUCGAGGAACAGACUACAGUAUCUUAGAGAUUCACCAUGGAAGGCUGCAAUACAAAUUUGAUUGUGGCAGUGGACCUGGGAUUGUCUCUGUUCAGAGCAUUCAGAUAAACGAUGGCCAGUGGCAUUCAGUAUCUCUUGAAGUGGAUGGAAAUUACGCACGACUUGUUCUGGAUAGGGUGCAUACUGCUUCUGGUACUGCUCCUGGUACACUUAGGACACUAAACCUAGAUAAUCACGUGUUUUUUGGUGGUCAUAUUCGGCAGCAAGGUACAAGACAUGGUAGAAGCCCUCAGGUUAGCAAUGGAUUCAGAGGCUGUAUGGAUUCUGUUGUACUUAAUGGACAAGAGCUGCCCCUGCACAGUAAACCACGAAAUUAUGCACACAUGGAAGAAUCUGUAGAUGUGACUCCUGGAUGCUUACUGACUACCACAGAAGGUUGUUCAAGCAAUCCAUGUCAGAAUGGAGGCAUCUGCAAUGCACUGUCAAAUGGAGGUUACUACUGCAAGUGUGCACCUUUGUUUAUGGGAACUCACUGUGAUGUAAGUGUCAACCCAUGUGCUUCCAACCCCUGCCUUUAUGGUGGUACUUGCAUCCCGGUCAGUGAUGAUUUUAUCUGCCAGUGCCGAGGACAAUAUACAGGGCAAAGGUGUCAGCUGGGUCCGUACUGCAAAGACAAUCCUUGUAAAAACAGUGGCAAGUGUAUUGACAGUUUGGAUGGACCUGUUUGUGAGUGUGAAGUAGGCUUCCGUGGAGAAAGGUGCCUGACUGAUGUCGAUGAAUGUGUAGAAAACCCAUGUCUUAAUGGUGCCCUUUGUGAGAAUACUUACGGUUCAUAUCACUGCAACUGUAGUCAUGGAUUUGGAGGAAAACACUGCACAGACAUUGUUCUUAACAAAUAUGUUUCAACAUCUUGGAAUAUUAGCUUAUCUGAAGUGAUUGGGAUUAUUGUUUUCAUCGCAGGAAUAUUUUUGUUAGUUGUCAUUUUUGUUGUUUGCCGCAAAGUGAUUAGUAGAAAGAAGAAGCAUCAGCCAGAACCCGAAGACAAGCAGCUGGGAGCUACAACAGCUUUCUUGCAAAGACCUUAUUUUGAUGCAAAAUUGAAUAAGAACAUCUAUUCUGACAUCCCACCACAAGUUCCUGUUCGUCCCAUUUCUUACACUCCAAGCAUUCCAAGUGACUCCAGGAACAAUCUUGACAGGAAUUCUUUUGAAGGGUCUGCUAUCCCUGAGCACCCAGAGUUUAGUACUUUUAACCCAGAUUCUGUACAUGGGCAUCGGAAAGCUGUAGCUGUUUGCAGUGUAGCACCAAAUUUACCACCUCCACCUCCCUCUAACUCUCCUUCAGACAGCGAUUCAAUACAGAAACCCAGCUGGGAUUUUGACUAUGACACUAAAGUAGUAGAUCUUGACCCCUGCCUUUCAAAAAAGCCUCUGGAUGAAAAGAACUCCCACCCUUACAGUGCUAGAGAAAGCAUGUCUGAGGUCCAGUCUCUCAGCUCCUUUCAGUCUGAAUCAUGUGAUGACAACGCUUCCGUAGUGACUGUAAUACACCUUGUCAAUGCUGUUGUUGACUCGGUGGAAAACGAAGAAUCUUUUGCUGUUCCUGACCUCAGCAAUUCAAGAGGUUAUCACUGGGAUACAUCAGACUGGAUGCCAAGCGUUCAGUUGCCAGGUAUCCAAGAGUAUCCAAAUUAUGAAGUGGUUGAAGAGUCAGCUCCCCUUUACAAUGAUCCAAAUGCCAUCGAUACAGACUAUUACCCUGGCGGUUAUGACAUAGAAAGUGAUUUUCCACCUCCACCUGAUGACUUCCCUGCACCUGAUGAGCUUCCACCAUUACCACCAGAAUACAGCGACCAAUUUGAGUCAAUACAGCCACCCAGAGACAUGCCAGCCAUAGGUAGCUUGGGUUCUUCUGCAAGAAGCAGGCAGAGAUUUAACCUUAAUCAGUACCUUCCCCAUCACUAUCCUGCAGACAUGUCAGAACCUCAGACCACAACCAGUGGUGUCAGCGGCAGUUACAGAGACCCUUAUGCUCCUUACACGUUAGGGUACAAUAGAGACUUUGAAGCACCAACUGUAGACAACAUGUCCACGUCCGUGUAUGCUUCUACAGCUUCAUGCUCCGAUGUGUCAGCAUGCUGUGAAAUGGAGUCAGAAGUCAUGAUGAGUGACUAUGAGAGUGGAGAUGAUGGUCAUUUUGAAGAUGUGAAGAUUCCUCCGCUUGAUUCCCAGCAACAUACAGAAGUCUGAUACACUCAACAAAAGUGCCUGGACUCUAACAAACUUUAUCAAUUCUAGAAUAACUUUCAAGAGCUUUUUUAUUUUUUUUUUCUUUUUCCCAGCCACAGGGAAUGCUUUCGUUUCAGUGAGCUAAACUGGCAUGGCAGCCGUGGAUCAUGCAGUUCAUUUCACUAAAUCAGCCUGUUCCAUUUCCUGACCUGUAACUGGACAGUUCCAAGAUUUCCAUUGGCUGUGCCAUUUCUCAAUGUCCU
This is a messenger RNA of Nestor notabilis (Kea), 9818 nucleotides long. It is a transcript of the gene FAT1, whose product is annotated as FAT atypical cadherin 1. Lineage: Eukaryota; Metazoa; Chordata; Aves; Psittaciformes; Psittacidae. The annotation marks the transcript as partial. The transcript has 22 exons. Gene Ontology annotation, molecular function: calcium ion binding. Gene Ontology annotation, biological process: homophilic cell-cell adhesion. The record is from RefSeq and is a predicted model, not a curated record. Gene Ontology annotation, cellular component: plasma membrane.